AUGGGCAUUGCUAAAUACAUCGGUUGGUCAAAUAGACAAUAAAUCGGCAAUUUCGUGGCUGAGCACGUAUCAGCCAAAAACGCUAUUCUUCCCGCAAUUCUUACCUAAAAUCAUAUUAAAAAGAAAAGUUAACCUCUAGAAAUUCUCCAAAAAAUAACAGUCAGUUUCGACCUGUCGCGUCCGCAUACAGUCUUACAAUGCAACCAUAAACGAUGAAAUUUAUGUACGUCCAGAAAACGCGCCAUUGAUAAGAUGGCAUUAGUGUAGUAAAAUUAGAAAAGCUAUAAAGUAAAACCGUAUAAAAAAUACAUAAUAGUAUUUAAACGUCUUUUAAAAGUUUUGCAGUAUUUUAUUGUUAUAAACGUGUCAUCAAGACUGAUUUUUAACAAGAUUAAUAAAGUAAACUAAUAAAUAAAAAAGCUAAAAUUCUAUUUAAACAAAACAUAAAAUUCAUUUAAAAUAUUUUUUUGUGUUUUACUUUACUUUAGCAGUUAAUUAUGAAUGUCACGAUGAUCACUUUUUUAGACACGAUAGAAAAGUUAAUAUUCCAAAAAUAAAAUAUUUUCAAAACCUAAAACAUGCAUAUUGUCUCUUUCUUUAACAAUACUACCGCUUUUACAAUCGCGCGAUAUAUGUAACAGGGAAACACUUGACCAUCAAGGGGAAAGAAAAAGUUGAUACGCAUCAGCUUUUUUGGCGAAAUUAUUUAGACAUUUAUUUGGGGUGAACAUGUAAUGAACAUGCUUUUAAAGCCAAAAUAUUUUGAAAUUAUGUUUUUUAUAUUAUAACAAACCUAUUUUUACUUUAUUUUACCGUUCUAUUAAGCCGGAGAUUCCGAUCGGCGAAUUGAUGCAUGUGGCAUCAGAAGGCAAAAAGUAAGUUUUGUUUAUUUUUAGCUUAUUCUUUAUUUAGUACAACGUCUUCAAGAACAAGCUUCGAGAUGCUUUCGACGAGCACGGUCAUGACAAUAUGCGAAAUCUUAUAAUCGAUGACGACUUGCAGAAUCAAGUCAAAAAUACGAUGAUUAAACUUCAGUCGGUUUUGUUCAUAUUAAAUAGGUGAGUUUUAAAUAUUAAUGAAAGGUCUUUAAUGGUUUUGAGGGUUUAUUUUAGGAAAAAAAUUGUUUUUUACGUAUUAUGUUGUUGUAGGCAUGAAAGAUAGUGAAGACUCGUAUUAUUGCUAUAACUGUACUGAAAAGGUGUUUAGAAACUUGAGAGUUUGUGCAAUGUUAGAUUAUAAAGUUUUUUAGUUAAUACCAUAAAAAGCGAGUUUAAUUUAACCUUCUCAUUUUCAGUAUGAAUCUACAAGGUGAAUUAUCUGGCCUGGUCGGUAAGACGUCAGAAUUGUACGAUGAAAUUGGUCGAGCAACAAAAGGAAGUGAUGAAUUUACUGUCAGUAACAUCAAAUUCCCAGUUUACGAUGAUACAGCUUUCGAUUUGAUAUUUGGAAGUGCAAACAAGGACGAAGAGGUAUCAAUAUCGAAUGUUCAGGAGUUGAAGCACGCCUUUUCCCAGAAGAUGAACCAGUUUAUGGAAGAAGCCAAUAAAUUGCUAGAGGAAUAUCGUACCGUUAUGGACGACUUGAAAACUGGUAAGUUUCAUUUGAUUCCUUAAAGGAUUUAAAAAAGAAAGUUUUCCUGAUAACUUUUUAUGCUCUUUCAUCCUAUAUAGGUUUUGUUCGAGAAGCCUAGGGAUAUUUGGUGACAUUUCCUAGUUAGCGAGAAUUUCGCUGGAUUUACAAAUACUCUAAUCUGAAUUAAAUAUAUUUUUUUAGUUCGUCUUCUGAAUAAUCAAACAGAAAUAUUGGACAAAAUUGUAGAAAGUUCAAAUCACACCCAACAGAAUGUUCUUCAAGAAAUCAAAAGGCAGAGUAAAAUUGAUGUAAGUAUUUCUUUACAAUUUGGUUAGGUACGUUUUUUGCGUAACGCAUACCAAUGGGCGAUUCAAAACACUUUUCUUUUUUGGGCGAUUUCUUUAAAGGCGAUUUUUUAUGGGCUAUUCAAAACACUAAUCGUAUAUAACAUUACCAUAUACUAUUAUAUCCACGAUUAAAGUAGGGUAGUUAAGUGAGGCUCAUACCCAUAUUUAUACCCCUACCCGGCGCUAAAAUAAAUGCGGUUUUUGGACAUUUGCGGAUUUUUAAUUUUUUUAAAUUUAAUUUAGCUUUAGUAUGGUACUGAAGGUUCAAAUUGGUACUGUUUUAAUAUUUUUUGGUACUAAAUAUUACUAAAGUUCAAAUUGGUACUGUUUUUAUAUUUUUUUGGUACUAAAUGGUACUAAAGGUUCAAAUUGGUACAGUUUUUAUAUUUUUUGGUACGUACCCCCCAAAAAAAAAUUUCAAAAAAAAUUUGAACGUGGUCGCACCUGUGGAUUUUUGGAAAAAAAUUUUUGAAAAAAAUCGGCACAGGUAGCUGGUUUUAUUUAAACAAUUUGGCGAUGUUACGACGGAUGGACUUAUAAAUUUAGAAUGUAGGACUGUUUGAAGCUUUUCUACCAUAAUAUUAAAAAACUUAAUAUGUUGCAUUAGUCUGUCGUCAAAGUCUUCUCCACCCAGAUGAGUGUUUCCAGCGGUAGCCAAUACUUCAAACAAGGACUCAUGUUUCAAGAUGCCAAAACACUGCAAAGAAAUUUCUUUUUUGUUUUUUGUUGAUUCUAUCGCGGAUUCUGGUCUAAAUGCUUCAAGUAUAUUUUAUAUAACUGUUGCUAAGCAUUUAAUUUAUAGGAGCAGCGACGAAAGUAUGUUGUUCUUUGCGCCUUUAUUUGCGCAGCCGCUGGCAUCUUCCUAAUUUGGCUUUUGAAGAGAAAUUGA
Bursaphelenchus okinawaensis is the source of this 2808-nucleotide messenger RNA. Lineage: Eukaryota; Metazoa; Nematoda; Chromadorea; Rhabditida; Aphelenchoididae. The record is from the annotation of a GenBank genome assembly.